AUUGGGAUGCGACCUUAGUGGCUUCACUGGGUCAUUGGCACGAACGUUGGCUGACGUUGAACGUACUCGGGCGACUCGCGUGACUUCCGGUGCUUAAGCGUCUAGCAAUUGACCCUUCGCACCCCGAUGUCGCGUCCUCCGCGUACAUAACAUCGUUGCGCAACGAUGCUUUUUCCUAUCCUUUUGUUUUCUUUUCUUCUUUUUUUCUCCAUCAAAUAGCAAUAACAUCGCAAUUUCUACAUCAUUGCGUUUUAUUUCAUUAUUACGGUAUCAUUAUAUGUAUAUAUUAUUACAUACGUAAUAUCUAGGUAUACGUGAUUUAAUGAGUUCAUUUUCAAGAGUCAAUCUUCAUAAUUGAAAAUCGGAAAAUCGACGUACUGCAUUAAGUCGACUCGAGCAUUCGUCCUUACCAAUUUAAUGAUCGUUGUUACCAAACGGUUUAAUUCCGACUUCGUGAUCAUUACGGUCGUUCGAAUCGUUGCAUACUCAUUUCUUUUAAGAAAAUCCUCUUGGUAGCUAUGAAUUUUCUUUUCCUCUCUUUUCUUUUUUUUUUUUUUUCUUAUUGUACAUUUUACAUACGAUGUCAAAAGUUCUUAAAUCGUUGCAGGUUUGAAAGCACGCGACAACCGUCUUUCCGUAUAUCGUAUUUCAGCUACCUAUAUUUAUCGUAAUCCACGUUUCUUCCUCGGUAUACUUACGCUAGAAACACUAAACUUAGUAACAACGGAACGUAGGAAAAACAUUGAAUUUCAAAGAUACUCGACUUCGUACAGAACUUUCUUCUAUGAAUUCUUAUUUCGAUUUGCAUGAAUGUUUAGAAAUAUCGUAUUUUCGGAAAGAAUAGAAGAGGAAAGUAUCGAGUGAUCGAAGAAAAGAAAAAAAGAUUUAGAUUUUAUUUGACAACUUUUUUUUCAACUUUACAGACAUCUACGUACUUAAGUAAAUGCAUACCUAGUUCCAUUAACUUCGAUCGUGCUUUUUUUUUUUUUUUUUGUUAUAUUCUUUUCCUAAUCAUCUUAUCCGUAGCCUUUUUCAAGUUAGGUCAUAUAAUUCGUUUAGAAGUCGCAAGCGCCAAAAUAGCAACGAUCUCACGCACCUACGAGUUAAGCGCGAGCGAUGGAAAACUUUAAUCACUUUUAUGAUUAAAGUAAUGCCGCAACAUUUUCCAUCUCUUUGUACUACGUCAUAUCCUUUUAAAUGUCUCUUCCGUAAGAAUUUUUCAUAUCCAACGUUUUAACUAUUAAGGCCUACAAAUAAUAUUUUUUAAUCGGCAAAGUAAACAUUAACAAAUGUGAUAAGAAAAAAAAAAAAAAAAAAAAAAAAGAAAAGAAAGAAAAAAGAAAGAAAAAUGAUAAAUAUCGAAUAAUCCGUUUUAUCUGUAGGACAUUUUGUAGGGUAAAAAGUAUAACGGUAUUAGGCGAUAAAGCGUUCCCUGAAAAAUAAAAUUACCUGAAAGGAUAAAGCUCGGUAGUAAGAUGGUUCUUGAAGAAUUCCAAGGAGAAAAGACGAUAAGAGCGUGCAAGCGCGGAAUUCCAGGAAGAUCAAGGUGUUUUCACGACGAGAGCUUUCUCCUUAUUCAAUUUCGGCAUUAACUUACGUAUCCAUGUAUGUGGUAGCGAGUAGAAAUUCCGCAAGAUGUCGAGACUUCAUCCUGAUUAAAUUCUCUGAUUUAUUAUCGGCACUAUGAAUCUUGGAAUCGCGAGAGAGUGCAAUCAUUUGCAUAAUGGAACUGUAUCCCGUAAAAGAAUGCUAAUUCGACCGAACGAGAAUAUAGAUUUUUUUUUUGUCUUAAUAUGAAUUAUAUCUUAAUGAGAACUUUAGAUAUGGAAAAUAUUUUUUCCUUUCAAAAUGCGACGAUUUUUCUUCGAUCGACCUAGAGAAGAAAUCGAAAGCGUGUACGUAGCGCGAAUUUGGCCAAUAUUGUUUGAAAUUUCGAGUUUAGGCGUUAUCUCUCUCGAUGUAUCUUUCGAACGAGGCGCCGGCGAAAGCGUCGAUUCUAUGCGUAGAAAGGAGUGAGUUAGAGAGAGAGAGAGAGAGAGAGAGCGCGUAUGUGUGUGUUUGUAAGUGUGAUAGAGAGAGAGAGAGAGAGAGAGAGAGAAGGACGACGUCCUCGUUGCCAUGGCGACUCCCGACGAGUUCCGGACAAUCCUGGAAAGACGUGAAGAGGAUCGCGUAGGUCGUCCAAGCACGAAAUCUAGCGCGCUUCGUCGAAGGAGCGGUAGAUGCGCGAGACACUUGUUGCACGUUGCACGACUGCUAAGAAGAGGGAGGGAGAGUGGCUUGGAGGGUGUUGCGAAAAAAAUCCAAAGUCGGUGAGAGAGAGAGAGAGAGAGAGAGAGAGGUAGGGGAGAUAGAAAGAGAUAGGAAGAGAGAAAGAGAGAGAGAGAGAGAGAGAGAGAGAGAGAGAGAGCGGAAGAGAUGUCGAUCAAUCGCUCGAAUCCGUUCUUCCGUCGAGCUUCCCUUCUCGAAUCGUUGAAGGAGAGAUCCUUCGCUUUUGGCCAUCCUUGAGGAAGAAUCGUAUUUUCAAAAUCACAUUCCCGAAGAGAUCUCUUCGGUGAUCUGUUCGGCUAAAGUGGUAGAGGACUAUCGAAGGGUUGGUUCUAAGGAUGAACGGAAGAAACGCGACAAAACGAUACGGCCGGUGACAGCGGUGGUGAGGAGGCAUCGGCCGGCAGCCAUUCUGGAGACGAAAAACAGGAUCUUCGCGUCCUCGUCGGAGCCGUCCUAUUUGGCCGGCCGUUUCGUUUGGAGGAAUAAGAAGAGAAGAGAAACGAAGGAAAGCUGGAUCACCUACGUGGAAUGUCUUCGGGCGCCAAGCGACUGGUGCAGUCGCUUAGGGGCCGAACCAGUGGUGGUGGUGGUGGUGGUGGUGGUGGUGGUGGUGGUAGAAGCAUCGGCGGAGGAGGAAGCACUCGUUCGGAUGGCAUCGUCGGUGAAGUUAACGUCGUUGGUUCCGCCGGUUCUAGCACCAGUGCGACCAGAUUGUGCCAUUAUGACAGUGGCCACGAACUCGACGAGAUCUCCGUCGUCGGCGGUAGCGUCGCCGUCACCGGCGGCGUUGUCAUCGGACCUCUUCCCACCCCCACCACACCUUGCCAUUGCACCACUCACAAAUAUGGCAGCGGACAGACCCUUUACAGCAUCGCCGGUCUCCCUCCCGCCCCCGCCGCACCCGCUCACAGAGCUCACUCCGGCGGUAUCGCAUCGACGGCCGGCGGAACGAUCGACCGUCUAAGUUGCGGUUCCGUGUCCGCGUUAGGGUACGACAUCGUCGAUAAACACAGGGACGGUGGUAUCGUUGAGACGCCCGGAGGAAGAAGAAGAGGAAGAUCGGUGCUCGCGAGAGAGAGGGAGGAUGACACGAAGAGCGCGAAGAGCGCGGAGAGCGUCUCCAGGGGCGUUCUACACUCGAGACAAAGCCUCCUGGAUCUUGUUAGCAGCAAAUUCAUGAGCCGACACACACCGACUCAUCACUACUAUCAACAACAGGUUCAGCAGGUAUACUCUGUGUCGCAGCGAUACUUUGGCUCGUCCCGCGACUCGCUUCAGGGAGCCUACGUGAAUCGCGGAGCGAGCGAAUUGGAUCUCAGUCGUAAACCGAGGAGGAGGGACCAGCAGAGGGGUAGGAUUAAGUUGCCGUACGCGGUCGGUGCGACACCGUCGCGCGAUCAAUCGCAUCUUCAUACGCCGGCCUCCAUCAACCACCUAAGUAACUUCAGCUGCAACGGCACCGAAACGAGGUAUACGGCCCAGCAGCAACAACAGCAACGCGGUAGCAGAGGUUUUCCCGGUCAAGCUGGAACGAAAGGUUUCCGUACCGGAGCGCCAAAUUGGUCCUUCAUAUUUGAUCCCGCGGGACGACUUUGUUAUUAUUGGUCGAUGGUGGUCUCUCUCGCCUUCCUUUACAACUUUUGGGUCAUCAUCUUUAGGUUUGCCUUCCAGGAAAUCAACGGCGAAACGUAUUGGAUUUGGUUCUGCCUGGACUAUUUCUCGGAUUUUUUAUACGUCCUGGAUAUAAUCUUUCAUAUUCGAACGGGAUAUUUGGAGGACGGCGUUUUACAAACCGACGCCACGAAACUUCGGAAUCAUUACACGAACAGCACUACGUUUUACAUAGACAUUCUGUGCCUGCUGCCCCUCGACUUUUUAUACUUAUCUAUAGGAUUCAACAGUAUGCUGCGAAGUUUUAGACUCGUUAAAAUUUACCGGUUCUGGGCGUUCAUGGAUUGGACCGAGCGACACACUAACUAUCCAAAUUUAUUUCGUUCCACAUCCUUGAUACAUUAUUUGCUGGUGAUCUUUCACUGGAACGGGUGCCUCUUUCACAUUAUUCAUAAGAACAACGGUUUUGGUAGUAAGGAUUGGGUCUUCAGCAACUCCGAAACCGCGGACGUUGUAAAGCAGUAUCUACAAAGUUACUAUUGGUGCACCUUGGCACUGACCACCAUCGGCGAUUUACCCAGGCCAAGAAGCAAGGGCGAAUAUCUCUUCGUAAUAGGUCAGCUCCUUUUUGGUCUGCUCCUAUUCGCCACGGUACUGGGACACGUGGCGAACAUCGUAACUUCGGUCAGCGCGGCACGAAAAGAAUUUCAAGCUAAGUUGGACGGUGUGAAAACUUAUAUGCGAAUGAGACGGGUGCCGAAUCAUCUGCAACAGAAAGUGAUCAAAUGGUUCGAUUAUCUCUGGUUGACGCAAAAAUGUUCCGACGAGGAGAAGGCCAUUAGCUGUCUUCCCGACAAGUUGAAGGCCGAAAUCGCGAUAAAUGUACAUUUGGAAACGCUGAGAAGGGUUGAAAUAUUUCAGAACACAGAAGCUGGUUUCCUAUGCGAAUUGGUGCUUAGACUGCGACCCGUUCUUUUCUCACCUGGUGACUACAUUUGUCGAAAAGGUGAGGUAGGAAAGGAGAUGUACAUAGUGAACAGUGGUCGGCUCCAAGUUGUGGCCGACGACGGGAAGACGGUCCUCGCCACCCUUAAGGCGGGUUCCUACUUCGGGGAGAUCAGCAUUCUCAAUAUGGGGACUGCAGGUAAAGAGUGCGGUAAUCGACGAACAGCGAGCGUGCGGUCGGUCGGCUACUCGGGUCUCUUCGUUCUCAGUAAAAAGGACAUGUGGGAUGUCCUCAAGGAAUAUCCAGCUGCCAGAGUACGACUGGAAUCCAUUGCGGUCAAAAGAUUGGAAAAGUACAAGAGAGCGCCCCUUAAGAAGGUGGCUAUGAGCAGAUGCCAGAGUACGCCAGGUUUGGUGGAAUCACAUGCACGAGUACCGCUAGAGGAUAUGCUGGUGUCAUCGUUAGACGAAAAAUUAAGAGGACAGGGCUAUGCCAUAGGGGCCGGAACUCGUUCGCUAUUUACUCCGAGCUCGAGCCCUGUGCUGACGCGACCUGCCGUUGGUGUUGCCGGCGUCGCUACGAGCAUCGCGACAGGCCCUAUUCUCCCCGGUAACAACGUAAACGUCAACGUCAACGUCAACAACGUCAACGCCAGCAGAAGUAUGGACAGCCCGAUGAGUGCCACCAGCAGCGGACAGAGUAGCGAGGAUCCAACUGCCAGGAUGCCUCGAUCGGUUGCGACUCAACCCUCCACUGGAAGGCAAUCCACUCAUUCUGGUAUGACGUGCAACAGCAUGACGCAAUUGAUGAGCGAGGGCGCGACACCUCUUCUCGACACGCACGAGACUCUUUUGGCGGAGAUCAAGCGACUUAAGGAGCGUCAGGUAUGCUUGGAAACGGAAAACGCUACGCUGAGCGCUAAAUUGAAUCAACAACAGUGGGAGGUCGAGCAACGUUUGGCAGAAAUCGAGCUACAAAUUUGCGGAGCGAGUUCUACGUCGAGCGUCGAAGACAACAACGAACGUAAUCGCGAGAGCAUCAUUUAA
Molecule: messenger RNA, 5874 nt
Organism: Vespa velutina
Lineage: Eukaryota; Metazoa; Arthropoda; Insecta; Hymenoptera; Vespidae
Product: cGMP-gated cation channel alpha-1
Exons: 14
Coding region: 2800-5874 (1024 amino acids)
Biological process (GO): monoatomic cation transmembrane transport
Cellular component (GO): plasma membrane; intracellular cyclic nucleotide activated cation channel complex
Molecular function (GO): intracellularly cAMP-activated cation channel activity; intracellularly cGMP-activated cation channel activity; cGMP binding
Source: RefSeq, a predicted model, not a curated record